Conger conger (European conger) is the source of this 5039-nucleotide messenger RNA. RefSeq lists its product as uncharacterized. Lineage: Eukaryota; Metazoa; Chordata; Actinopteri; Anguilliformes; Congridae. Gene Ontology annotation, molecular function: protein binding; cytokine receptor activity. The coding region runs from base 236 to 2011 and encodes 591 amino acids. The record is from RefSeq and is a predicted model, not a curated record. Gene Ontology annotation, biological process: immunoglobulin mediated immune response; cytokine-mediated signaling pathway. The transcript has 10 exons. Gene Ontology annotation, cellular component: external side of plasma membrane.
UGGAGUAAAUCCGCCCACUCUCGGUCAGCGCAACACUUCCCUUUUCCUUCCCGAAAACCACAGUGGACAGCUUAAAGCCAGCGAGAUAGCCUCUUGCUAGUGUAAGAGCAGAAAUGACCAUUUCAUGGAUUUUUUAUUCAAUUCAAUACUAAAUUCAAAACUUUAGCGAAGCCGUUCCAAACUUUAAUUGGAGCAAAAUUAAGAUUCAACAACAAACGUCACAUCUCCCUCAAACAUGCUAGUAAAAAUCUUGGUGUUUUUACUUGAGUUAGUUUCACUGUCUUAUGCACGUUUGAAUAUUUUCAACCUAAAUUGCUCCUAUGACUAUAAAGACACAAUGGUUUGCGAGUCAGAGGACUGGCCUUUCAACUGUAGUGCAUACAGCUUAGACUUAGUUUCACCACAUAAGAAUCACUUCAUGUGUACAUUCAUGGACAUGGAUAGCAGCAGAAACUCAAAAUCCCUGUCCAGAUGUGGAUGCACAAUUAAAAAGCUUUUGAUGAUAAACACUGAAAACUACACAAGAAACCUAUUGGAAGGAGGGAGAGUAAUAAAUACAAAGAUUAUCACUGCACUUGACAGCAUCAAGCCUCAAGCUCCUGAGAUAUUGUCUGUGGUUUUAAUGGAGAAUGGCAAUUACAACAUCACAUGCAAGACCCAUUAUGAGCAUACCUUCCUGUAUGACCAAUUGCAGACUCAACUGAAGUACAGAAAGAUAGGAGAAGCAGAUGCACCUUGGAUGAACAUCACUGCCACUCUGCCAUCCCAGGAAAUACCAGGCAAUGUUUUAGAGCCCAGCAGCAAAUACAUUGUGUUGGCAAGAUUAUACUCCCCCCUCUACAACAGCCAGUUCAGUGACUGGAGCCAGGAGGUGGAGUGGACUGCCCGUAAGUCAGACACAGGGAUUAAGAGAGCAGUCUCCCAUCAGAGUGUGUUGCCGAUAAUCAUCCUUACUGUAUUCCUCAUCAUAAUCAUCUGUGCUUCUUAUUGGUGCUGGACUCGACUCAAGACCCAGUGGUGGGACACAAUUCCAACCCCCUCGAAUGAAAUAAAAUGCAUGCUUUCUGGGAAUACCAAGUCGUUACAGGUUUUUACCCCUAAGCUGUAUGAUCCCUGGCCCAUCCGCCCUGACGCCCUGACCAUUGGUCACACUGUGGAGAAGUCCUGGGCUGGUCCAGUGAGGUCAGAAUGGGACCGAGACGUUUCGUAUGAAAAUGUUUGCCCCGGUCAGCCGGCAAUAAAUAGCGGUGUCGGCAUCCGCGAGGACAGUGAGACCGAGCGGUGCUCCUGCAGCUCCUCUCAGUCGGCUUACAGGAACAUCCUCUGCCCCAGGUCGCCUGGCCCAGCCUCCCUGGGGUCCUCAGGCUGUGGGGCCCCCAGCCCAGCUGCUCCGCCCGCCCCGAGCUCGGACUCCUGCCCCGUUUGCACUGAACCUGGACUGCUGGAGACUUCCAGUCCACUAGCACAUCUGCGCAGAGAACUGCUCGCCCCUGAUUUGUUGAGAGGACUUUCCAUCAUGCCCGCCGACUUUGAGUGGGGCCCACGAGACAGCCCUCCUCCAGCAGAGGGCGCCGAUCCGUCCUGCUCCAAGGCGGACACCUUAGAUUCUUUACUGCAGAACACCCAAGCUUUCGGCUGUGUGCUCCCCUGCAGCGCAGAUGACGGAUACGAGUCCUUAGGCGAAGCGAUCGGCAGGACUGCUCAGAGCCGGGCUAAUUUCCCAGCACACACUCUGGCCCCCUGUGAAGAAGGCUGCCAAGUACUUCAGACCAUGGUAGAACACGUAGAACACUCACGUCUAGCACCUUGUGAAGCGGAUAAGCCGGCAUUUUCAGUGCAUGGUCCCGAGAGCUGCAUUGGGCAAGUUCAGGCUCGCAAAGGGGGAAUACCGGGGAAUUCCGUCAUCUCGCAGUUCCUGCCAAGAACCGACUCGGAAAGCCCCUCACAUUCUGAAUUGAAUACUCCUUCCAGCCUUCAAAUGUUCGUCGACUGUUCCUACCAGAGAGUGUAACAGUGUGCAGUCUCCUGCCCAUAUUUAGCUCCGGUCAGUAAGCUGGUUACUGAUUAACUCAUGGUGGUGACUCACAUCAGUGGAAAAUUCUAAAUUUUCAUUUCAUAUCAACUUAAGAGCAGGAAGCAUUGGACGUUCAAAAGCAUUCAUCCACCCCAAAACAAAGACAAAGAAAAGCCAUCCUUAUGUGUACACUGUUCAUCAUCCUUCAGGGCUGUAAGAUUUGCGAGGUGGUAGAGCAGAUGUUUUCAUUGUAACAUUGUUCACAACUUUAUUUUGAGCUGUGCACUAUGCCAGGCAUUAACUUUGCUGCCAAGUCUGGUGAUGACGCUCCCUCCGUAGGAAUUUCAUGGCCUGAUGCCAUCUUGAGCAUUUUGACACUGAUCGCGUGAAAGCCACUUUGUGGUCUGAACCUCUCUAUGCUAAGAUCUCCACACCCACACAUAAAAGUGUAUCCAGUCCUGCUAUAUGAGAAUUAUAUCUAAGAUUAUUAUAUCUAAGUCUCUUAUGUCUGUGGUGCAUACUGAGAAGGUUUUAAUUUCUUCUCAGCAUGAUUACACUUCUCUCUACUCAUGUCUGAGCAAGAUUCCUUAUCAUCUGCAGUGAGCUCGAAAUUAAGCAGCAAGGCUGCAAACCACGUAUACUGCAGUUGCUUUUAAAAUGUAUUUAAAACCCUUAUUCAGCACACUUAUGGCCAGGCUUCUUUGAAGCCCGCAUUGCUGACCUAUUAAUAGCACACAUUCCACCACACUCCCUUGUAUCCUCAUCUGAAGACCCCCUGUCACAGGCAAAAAAUCUAAAGGGGUUCUUAUCUGGGGUUUUACAUUUUUUAAAUAUUUUGUCAUUCCCUUAAAUCGCGUUUAAAGAGCCAUUAUUUGAUAUAACACUGUCAUACACAUGACAUAGCCGCUGUCACAAGAUGGCAUUACAGAUUAUGUCAGGUUAUGCCAAAUGACAACUACCAUACAUUUAUUGAUCAUUUUAGGACAGUAACAUCUGUCAUACCAGUUUUAUAUAAUUUGACAUAACCUAACAUCAUCUGUUGUUAUGUUUCUGAGUCUGUCUGUUAGUUUAUUUGUUUAAUUCUUGUAAUUUAUUUUUCAUUAUCAAAAUGAAAUUUCGAUUUUAUGGUAAAUGGUAAAUGGUCGGAAUUUAUAUAGCACCUUUAUCCAAAUUGAUGCUUCUCAUUCACCCAUUCAUACACACACUCACACACCGACGGCGAUUGGCUGCCAUGCAAGGCGCCGACCAGCUCAUCAGGAGCAUUUGAGGGUUAGGUGUCUUGCCCAGGGACACUUCGACACAGCCUGGGCGGGGGAUCGAACCGGUCUAAAUUCCAGAUUUGACCACCCCUCCAGGUUGAUUUAUGGCACUGCCGCCUGGUUUCAAAUGUAUGAUUUGGCAUAAAAGCAAGGGAGACAGACCAAUCUGGGAAGAUUGUAUUCGACUUCCCACACAACAUGUCUUGGGUAUGUAUGUAUUUAUGUAUGUAUGUGUAGCAGGGGAAGACCGUAACCGGCUUCCCGCACAGCACGUUCUAUGUAUGUGUAGCAACGGAAGAUCGUAAUUGGCUUCCCAUACACGGCAUAUUCUAUACUCUUUGUUUGUGUGUAGCCAACACAGGCUAGGUAUGAUGAUUUACUCUACUUCUAUUACGUUUACAUUUUUUACAUUUUUUUUACAUUGUCAUUUGGCAGACGCUUUUAAUCCAAAGCGAUUUACAAGUGCAUAGGUUCUACCAUAAAUCAAAGCAUCACAUCCAGAACUAGCAAAAUACACAUGAAAUGCUGUUCUAAACAUAGUUGUCAUCAUAAGGAUAGGGAUAUCAGAAAGGAGGGGCAGGGGAAAUCAGGAGGGAGGACUAAGGUAGAGUUUGAAAAGGUGGGUUUUGAGUCUGCGUCAAAAUAUUUGUGUAUCUGUAAUUGACUAUUGUCAUUCUAAAUCUAAUGACCUACCUGUCUGCGAAUAAACUAUUUUGACUCUAAUUCAUCUUGUACCUUUUCAGCCUAAAUUACAACUGAAUACUAUACUUGUGGUAGUUCUAAGCUGUGAGGCCAGCAAGUUUCUGUCCAUUAAAGGAUCGGUGAUGCACGGCUCUUGUAAUUUGAUGGGUGUUACGGCGCUGGUUCCUGUCAAAUUAGCUCUAAGGAGCCCAGUUAAUGCUACGCCGACCUGGGUUCGCAACUAUCAUGGCAGGUUUGCAUGUAUUGUGUUGACUGGACCCUUGUCUGACUGGACUUGUGUUCUCCACCGAACUGAGAUUUCAGCAAUAAUGCUAAUCCCGGGAGCAUAUAUUGAGUAAUGGUGGCGUAGGUAAGAGUCGAGUGUAAUGCGUAUGUUUCAAACCCAAAUUUCUAAAUUAUAUAUCUUAAAUGGAGUCAGAUAAACGAGUAAAACUAUAGUAACCACUAAGCUUACAAUAUGGCCCCGUUUGAGAACGGAGAAUAUUAAGAAUUGUACUGAUCCGUUUCAGGCCAGCCGUAAGCGGGAUAUGGGGCAGGUCAAUCCAUAUCUGACCCGUGGCAACGGACCCAGUAUAUUCUUAAACGUAAUUGUGCUCUGUUCUUGUACGGAGGAUAAUAAUAACCCUACUAAUGUUCUCCCAGCAACACCAGAAGGACAAGCACGCAAAACCCCCUUCGGCCCUCGCUAAAUUCCGUCAUUGGGUUAGCGUGGGGUUUUACACCUGUCUCUCACUAUCACUACGUCUCCUAACUCUAUGCAAAUGUCCACCGUCUGUAUUACGUGUUGGUCUAUGUGCAUCCAGUCCGCGUUUUCGUUUUGCAUACUCCCUGGUCUGGGUCCUCUGAACGGUACCUCACAAUCUGUUACGUCAUUAUGGCGAGGGGUUCAACUGAAGCUUUACCGUAACUGUUUUACCUUGAUUACUGGUCUAUUACAUGGCUAUAUUCUCGUAUAUUUUCUUUAUUUGUGCUCUUUUGUGCAAAGUGCAUGGUGUGGUACUGUAUACUGUAUAUACUGUAUAUUAAAAUGAUUUAUUAUUAAAGUAAAACAGCAGUUACCUGCA